Dama dama (fallow deer) is the source of this 2656-nucleotide messenger RNA. It is a transcript of the gene ZSCAN26, whose product is annotated as zinc finger and SCAN domain containing 26. Lineage: Eukaryota; Metazoa; Chordata; Mammalia; Artiodactyla; Cervidae. Gene Ontology annotation, biological process: regulation of transcription by RNA polymerase II. Gene Ontology annotation, molecular function: DNA-binding transcription factor activity, RNA polymerase II-specific; RNA polymerase II cis-regulatory region sequence-specific DNA binding. Bases 231 to 1670 code for a protein of 479 amino acids. The transcript is spliced from 5 exons. The record is from RefSeq and is a predicted model, not a curated record.
GCGCCGCGGAGCGAGAGCGGCUGCUCAGUAAAGAGCUAGCUAACAAGCUGCUUGAAAGCUUUUGGCUUUUCCCGUGGGUCCUUGGAGGGAGAUCUAUAGAGGCCAGAGGUUCUUUCAUCUCUGUAUCUCCAGCAACUAAAAGAGUGUGGUACCUAGACAAUAAAUGAGGGGUAUCCCUGAGGAGGCAGUCAAAAGAAAGUUGCCCAAAAUAGAGCAGUCUGAAGGUGGGGAUGGCGACAGCCUGGGGCACCAUUCCUUCCCUGGCUCCUGUGAACCCGAAGAAGGAGGGGCUUCGGGUGGUGAAGGCGGAUCACCUCUCUGCUCGGGAACAGGGAGUCAAGCUGCAGGGAAACGGCAGAGGCUUCGGGCAGGAGCCCUUGUGCAAGCAGUUCAGGCAGUUGCGCUAUGAAGAGACCACAGGACCUCGAGAGGCGCUGAGCCGGCUCCGGGAGCUCUGCCGACAAUGGCUACAGCCUGAGACCCACACCAAGGAGCAGAUCCUGGAGCUGCUGGUGCUGGAGCAGUUCCUGACCAUCCUGCCCGAGGAGCUCCAGGCCCGGUUGCGGGAGCAUCACCCAGAGAGCGGGGAAGACGCGGUGGUGUUCCUGGAGGAUUUGCAGCCGGAGCUGGGAGGAACAGGACAACAGGAGGACCCAAACCAGGCGAAGAAACAGGAAGUGCUCGUGGAGGAGACAGCGCCUGGAAAAGCCGAGCCGGAGCGGCAGGUCCAGCCUGAAGGUGACGUCCCACAGCCGGAGGGAGAGAAGGGUGAGGAGAAAAGGAUUGAGAAUGGGAAGUUGGUUGUAGAGACAGACUCCUGUGGAAGAGUGGAAUCAUCUGGGAAACCAUCUGAACCCAUGGAGGUUCAUUACAAGGACUCUAACUUGGAUAGGCAGCAGGCUGAGCCCAAGGAGAAGACUCACUGUAAAUGCCCAGAAUGCGGGCAGGGGUUCAUCCAGCACUCAGACCUGAUUAAGCAUGAAAGUUCACACACGAAAGAAAAGCUCUGUGAAGCUGAAGUGUGUCAGAGUUCUAGUCUUCCUGGACAUCAGAAAAUCUGCUCUAGAGAAAAAGGUCAUCAGUGUCAUGAAUGUGGGAAAGCCUUUCAGAGAAGUUCACACCUUGUCAGACAUCAGAAAAUCCAUCUUGGUGAGAAGCCUUAUCAGUGCAAGGAGUGUGGAAAAGUCUUUAGCCAGAAUGCAGGCCUUUUGGAACAUCUCAGAAUCCAUACUGGAGAGAAACCUUAUCUAUGUAUCCACUGUGGAAAGAACUUUCGGCGCAGCUCCCACCUUAAUCGACACCAGAGAAUUCACAGUCAGGAGGAGCCCUGUCAGUGCAAAGAGUGUGGGAAAACCUUUAGUCAGGCCCUUCUCCUCACCCACCAUCAGAGAAUCCACAGCCACUCCAAAAGCCACCAGUGUAACGAGUGUGGAAAAGCCUUCAGUUUGACUUCAGACCUUAUUCGACACCACAGGAUUCACACUGGAGAAAAACCUUUCAAGUGUACUAUUUGCCAGAAAGCCUUCCGAUUGAACUCACAUCUCGCUCAGCAUGUGAGAAUCCACAAUGAGGAAAAACCCUACAAGUGUAAUGAAUGUGGAGAAGCCUUCAGGCAGAGGUCCGGUCUUUUUCAACAUCAGAGAUAUCACCACAAAGACAGACUGGCUUGAUGAAGUGUCCUCUCCUUAUGGACCAUCAGAGACAGUACGUUAAUAAGCAGCACUUCAGGAAAAGUCAUUCUAGCCAAUUCUGGCAGAGAACUUGGGGGCCAAGUUGAAGGCUUUCUGCCUGCACGCUUAUUUUCCUUGUAGUCAGCUUUGGGCCUCAAUAUUUUGACCCUAGAUGGUACUGUGGGAUCAAAGGUAAAAGCAUUCUUCGCUGCAGGACUUCUCAGAGCCUUUAAUAUGAUAAAUGUGUAGUUAUAUGUCUCCAAGUAGCAGAGAGCCUCAUGAUCAAGGGCUUGAAGUCAUCAAUGCGUCAAGUGUGUAUAGAUUUAUAGGUUUAAGCAGAAAAGAGGGUUGAUAUUUUUGCACAUGCUGCAGCAGCAGUCUCCUAUACCAAAAAAAAAAAAAAAAAUGACUUUGGAAUACCACACUGAAAGGUACCUUUAAAAAUUUUUUUUUUUUUUUUGCUGCAUUGCACAGCACAUGGGAUCUUAGUUCUCCGACCAGGAUCAAACCCAUGCCCCCUGCAUUGGGAGCGCAGACUUCCACUGGACUGCCAGGGAAGCCCCUCAAAGGUAUCUUAAAGCGCAGGUUAUUAAUGGUGAACUUUUUUCCCCACUGAUUUUACUACCCCAUUCCCUACCCCAAUCACCAGAAGCAUUUUGGAAAGCAAUGAUGAUUUAAUUUUACCAUUUCUCAGCCCCAUCCCUGCCGUAUAUAUCUCACUGAUUCAAAUUAGAAACUAAAGUUUUAUUUAGACUAUGGAAGAGAUUUGGUAAAUUAUUUGAAUGAACCAGGCUGAAUUAAUCCAAGUAGCAACUAUCUUACUUGAUAACUUCAGUGUUAGUAUAGUGGCUGCUGCAUAGAAACUUUGAUAAAUGUUUGGGGAAAGAAAUUGGAUUUUUUUUCCUUUAAUAUUGAUGAUGUAAUUUUAAAAUGCUGUUUGUUCUGGAAUUUUGAAAGUCAAGUAAUAAAAUCAGCUUGGAAGAGAU